AUGUAUGGAACGUAUGGAGAAGUUUGGCUGAGCCAUGAAUAAAUGUUGGUGACUCUAUAGAGCUCAUGUGCUUCGCUCAUUCAUUGGACCCGGAGGACGACGGACGCGUCCACUACUACAAGUACCGGCAGCCCCUCAGUGGCUUAGGCAGACUGUGAAACUGGCAACAGAGAAGGAGGAGGCGGAUGUGGGAGGAGGAUGUGGAAAAUUGAAACUGAAAGUACAGACAAACGCAAUCUCCAUUUUCAACAGCAACAACGGCACAGGAAUUAAUUCAAGCCUGAAACGACUGAGUAAUGGAGAGAGAGGACAGAAGUGUGAACCCCAGAGAGGACGGGCAGCGUAAAGACGACAGCAAAGGAAAGCUGAGUACCCCUCGCCUCACACCAGCACGACAGAAACAAAGAGCUCCACAACAACAAGCAGGUAAAGCUGCAGUGGAGGUAUCCAGAGCUGAGGAGGAGCCGGUCUCCGUCUCCCCAGAGCUGUCCAACUGGAUCAAACUCAACUCCAAAAACCUCAAGAUCCGUCAGACGGAUCGCAGCUGGGCCGCUGAGGUGGUCAACGAUUUCCGCGAUAACCUGCUGAAAUUUCUGCGGAGCAACAGCGAUCAGCCUUUAUUCCGGAAGGCUGAGUUCCUCACAACCGGCAGCUACUUUGAGAAAGUUAAGAUCCACAGCCCCGAUGAGUUCGACAUGAUGCUGAAGCUUCAGGCUCCUUCGCGCCUCGACAUGAAGGAGCUCGACGGCGGCCUCUUCUACCGGAUCGAUUUUUCCAGGCCCACUCGGAGCCAGAGCCCCAUACAGGCCUUUCUUUUGGAGAACGAGCGCACGCUUUCAUCGAGCAAGAUCCUGAACGAGAUGUACCGGCUGGUCCGCAAGUUUCUCAAGACCUACAAAGUGCCGGAUAAACGCUGUUACUGGGAGGUGAACAGGAAGCGCCCCAACACGCCGGCCGUGACUUUAUCUCUGCUCAGGACUGAAGGCAACAGUGACGAGCUGAUCUCAGUGGAUGUGGUUCCUGCUCUGGAGGUCCACCCCUGUCAGGGAUGGCCGCUCGCUGCCCGUAAUGGUCCAGCUGUUGACAACUGGCUGGGGAAGAAGGUUCGCCAAGAAAUCAAAAGUUUACCGUGUUACUUUGUACCAAAGAGGAUCAAAGGUCGAAACCUCAGCGAGGAUGCUAAAGAAAGUUGGAGGAUUUCUUUCUCUCACGUUGAGAAGAAAAUCAUCACGAGCCACGGCAACACGAAAACCUGCUGUGAGAGCAACGCCACAAAAUGCUGCCGUAAGCAGUGCUUAAUGCUCCUCAAGUCUCUGAUCAAGGGCCUGAAACAACGUUAUCCCAAAGAGCUGCACGACCUCUGCUCGUACCACGGGAAAACCGCCUUCCUCCACACCCUUUCCAUCAGGUUCAGCGACUCCAUGUGGGAUCGUCAGAAGCUCCCUACCUGCUUCAUGCACCUCCUCGGGGCUCUGGAGAACCACGCGUGCCAAGGCGACCUCCCUCACUUCUUCGUGCCCAACUGCAACCUCUUCUCCCCGGCCGCCUUCCCACGCAAAGCGCUGGACUUCCUCGUCAAGGCCCUGGAGGAGCAGAGGAUGGAGGGCUUGCCCCUGCUGAAGCCUGCGACUCCUGUCCCACCUCUGAGACUGAUCAACACUCCUUCAGAAGACGCCUCCACCGAGAUGUCCACUUAUAAUCCGUCCACAGGUGCAGUUUACUCUGUGGCUUUAAUGAAGAAAUUAGCCGUAGUGUUUGCUAUAGCUUCAGCUUUAGUCAUAUUUUUAUGUAAGUGAUGAGAAAAGAUGAACAACACUAAUGUUAAUGAAGGGUCUUAUCCUUCACGAUGAGCUUAUGAAUAUAUGAUGUUUAGAGCUGUGCAGAAAGCACCACCAUGUCCAUGACACUAAGAAUCAGCGUGGGAUUGUCUUGUGCAUUUGUGUGAACCGUUCCUCUUGCAAGAAUAAAAUGACAAAACCUUUAA
This is a messenger RNA of Larimichthys crocea (large yellow croaker), 1984 nucleotides long. Its product is annotated as cyclic GMP-AMP synthase. Gene Ontology annotation, cellular component: cytosol; nucleus; site of double-strand break. Gene Ontology annotation, biological process: paracrine signaling; negative regulation of double-strand break repair via homologous recombination; DNA damage response. The coding region runs from base 297 to 1796 and encodes 499 amino acids. The record is from RefSeq and is a predicted model, not a curated record. The transcript is spliced from 10 exons. Gene Ontology annotation, molecular function: double-stranded DNA binding; 2',3'-cyclic GMP-AMP synthase activity; chromatin binding. Lineage: Eukaryota; Metazoa; Chordata; Actinopteri; Sciaenidae.